GUAUGUUUAUUUGAUAGGAAAGACACUGGAGCAGAGAGAGUGUCAGCAAUAAAACCAAAAAACAAAAGAGCAAAUGCCAGCCAGGCCAGGCCAAGCUAAAGCCUCCCCUAACCAAAGCCAGGGCCAGCCCUCCCUGCUCACUGCUCGCUCACACAUCCAAGUCUCUAACAAAACCCUCCACCAAACCCCAAAGCAAAGCAAAUUCUCAGACAAGCUCGGAGGAGAUUAGACCUCUGGAGCUUCUCCGAUUCAUUUAGCUGAAUCAUUUCAUUCUAAAACAGUGAACCAACCACAAGCACACAAAAAUGGCGCCACUGCGGCGGCGCCACCACUACUACCACCGCUUCCGGUACCUUAUUCCUCUCAUUUCCGCCGUCUCCGGCGCGCUUCUCAUCCUCUUCGCCGUUCUCUUCUUGUUCCUCGCUCCUACUCCUUUCGAUGUUCAUCAACGUCAGAAUGAUCGGGUCGACGAUGCGAUUGGAGAUACAGUAGUGUUUCGCGUCCCGAGCCGUGGCGGACGAAGAUCCUCCGAUCGUGAUCUUUGGACUUCUAGGAAUGCGAAUCUCUACUAUGGAUGCAGCGAUGCCAGCAAGAAGUUUCCGAAAGUUGAAGAUGUCACGCAUCCUAAUAGGUAUUUGGCAAUUGCAACAAGUGGAGGCUUGAAUCAACAAAGAACCGGGAUUACAGAUGCUGUUGUUGCUGCUCGCAUACUGAAUGCUAGUCUUGUUGUUCCAAAGUUGGACCAGAAGUCUUUCUGGAAGGAUGCGAGUGAGUUUUCAGAAAUCUUUGAUGUUGAUUAUUUUAUAUCAUAUCUGUCGAAAGAUGUUAAAAUCAUUAAGCAACUCCCAAGAAAGGGUGGUAAAACAUGGACUCCAUACAAUAUGCGUGUCCCAAGGAAGUGUAGUGAAAAAUGUUAUCAGACUCGUCUAGUACCUGUUCUUUUGAAAAAGCAUGCUGUUCAGCUCACAAAGUUUGAUUACAGACUUGCAAACAGGUUGGGUACAGAUUUGCAAAAAUUGAGAUGCAGAGUGAAUUAUCAUGCUUUAAAGUUUACUGAGCCAAUACGGAAAAUGGGUGAAAAGUUGGUUCAUCGAAUGAGGAUGAAAAGCAAGCACUAUAUCACAUUGCACCUGAGGUUUGAACCUGAUAUGCUUGCAUUCUCUGGAUGCUAUUAUGGUGGAGGAGACAGAGAAAGGAAAGAACUUGGUGCAAUACGGAAGAGGUGGAAGACGUUACAUAUAAGCAACCCUGAUAAGCCAAGGAGGCAUGGGAGAUGUCCCCUUACUCCAGAAGAAGUUGGUCUGAUGUUGAGAGCACUUGGUUAUGGCAGUGAUGUUCAUAUUUAUGUGGCAUCAGGGGAAGUGUAUGGUGGGGAAGACACGUUGGCGCCCCUUAAAGCACUAUUUCCCAACUUCUAUUCAAAAGAGACAAUAGCAACCAAAGAGGAGUUGGAACCAUUCUAUUCAUUUUCUUCUCGCAUGGCUGCUCUUGAUUUUAUAGUUUGUGAUGAAAGUGAUGUUUUUGUCACUAACAACAAUGGUAAUAUGGCCAAAAUAUUAGCUGGACGAAGGAGAUAUUUUGGGCAUAAGCCUACUAUUCGUCCAAAUGCUAAAAAACUUUAUCGAUUGUUCUUGAGCAAAGAGAACACAACUUGGGAAGCUUUUGCAUCUAGUGUUCGUACUUACCAGAGAGGCUUUAUGGGUGAGCCACAUGAAGGGAGGCCAGGCAGGGGUGGGUUUCAUGAGAACCCAUCCACCUGCAUAUGUGAAAAUUCUCAGGCUAAAGUCAAGAGAGAUGUGGAACCUAGAAAAUACGGCAAGGGUAGUAAUGUAACAAGAAAAGAUGAAGUAGAAGUCGAUGUCCAAGACUCGGAAGAUGAUCCAGAAUGGCCCGACUCUGAUGAGGAUGAAGAUCUAAGUGUCCCGCUGGAGAAUGAUCACUUUAACAGAACUACAGAGGAUUAUGAUACAGUAAACUCAGAGGAACCUGAAUUGGAGGAGCUUAUUUCUGACUAGACAAAUCUAUCUCAACUCUGGUUCACUACUGCUUCCUCAUAUUUGGCUCAUCAACUAUUUCCAGCUCAAAGUCAGAUGAUAACCAUGUCACUGUAUAUACAAAAUGACAAGGAAAGAUAAAGUGGAUACUACUUCUGGGAAUACUUUGGCUUGAGCCUCGUUUCAUGACAGUUAAACAGAUUUCAACCUUCAACUUGAAAACAUAUUGUUCAAUGCAGGGGUAUGCAAGGGUCUGUGCUUUCUGGCUGAAGAGUGAAGAUGGCUCUUAUACGUUUCCAGAGUCUUUGAAUUGUGGGGGAAGCAUGUAUGUGAACAGUUGUAAGCGGCCAGAAAAUGGUUGUUGUGGCCAAGGCAAAGCAUGGGGCUUAAGUUUAGAAUACAAUGCUCCAAAAGAGGUUUAUGAAUUCUUUUCAAUUUAGGUUUCUUAGUUGAGGAUCUUUCGCCAUGCUAUACCGAUUCUUGGAUUUUGAUCAGGAAACAGAGUGACAGAUCACUGCUGUAAAUUAAGGGGGGUGUAUUCAUUUAAGAGUCUACAAGAUUUUUUUGUAUUUUGAAAGUUUAUGGGUAUUCAAUUGAGAUUUUUAAACAAUC
This is a messenger RNA of Rosa rugosa (rugosa rose), 2606 nucleotides long. RefSeq names its product O-fucosyltransferase 16. The transcript has 10 exons. NCBI's taxonomy places the organism in Eukaryota, Viridiplantae, Streptophyta, Magnoliopsida, Rosales, Rosaceae. The record is from RefSeq and is a predicted model, not a curated record. The coding region runs from base 306 to 2015 and encodes 569 amino acids.